Blepharisma stoltei is the source of this 3325-nucleotide messenger RNA. The record is from the annotation of a GenBank genome assembly. Lineage: Eukaryota; Ciliophora; Heterotrichea; Heterotrichida; Blepharismidae.
AUGGUCGAGCAAUCAAUAUUGCAUCAAGGUCUUUUAUCUCAAGAAGAGAUUGAAGAAAUUCAUCGAGUUUUCGUAAUGGUUGACACUGAUGGCUCAGGCUUCCUAACUAUGGACAAAAUAAGACAAAUAGCUACAGCCCUUACCCAUGAUAUAAACAUCACAGCUGAAGAAGCCUAUUUUUUACAUACUCAGCUCGAUUCAAACCGUGACGGCCAGGUCACUUGGGAUGACUUUUUAGAAUACGUUUGCAAGUGGCUGCACGAGCAUGGAGCUGUCAGAUCAAAGCUGAGAACCGAUCUCCCAAAUACCAUUUCUGAAAGAGAAGCUCUUCACAAAGCAAUGGCUCAGUUAUUCUCACUAAAUCAUAAAACCUUUGAGUUUAAUUUAUUGCCUACUGAUAGUUUGGAAAAUCGCACUGAAACGUGGGAUUAUUUAGGAGAAGGGCAAGUUUUCACAGAAAUUGAAAAGCAGACUUAUUAUAACGAGGUUUCUCAGAAAUUAAUAGAUGACAUGCAAUUCUUGAAGCUGGUUGAGCAGAUCUUUCAUACAGAUGUAGAUAUUAUUCUUUCUGGGCUGCAGAACAUCAGAGAUAUGCUUGGAGUUCUCGCAGUUUACCAAACCCCAAAUGAUAGGAUGAAAAUCAGCCCAUAUCUUUUGAAGCUAUUUGAGCAGCUUAUAAACCACAAUGUGAUAAUAAGAUGCUUACAAUGCUUGAAUUUUGAUACCUCCAAAAAUAUCCAAUGGGAAGCCUUAAAAAUUAUUACCUUUUUUGCCCCAGGUCCAAGAAUCCCAGAACUCCCUGAAGCAUUUUAUCUGCAUCCAUGCCAAAAAUUUACAAAGAAGCUUAUAAUGCAGACUGGAAGUGUUCCUAAAAUCCUUGAAUUAUGUGAGAGUGAGUGCAUAGAGGUAAGAGACCAAGCUCUUUUAGCAAUUGGCUUUAUGUCUAGGCAUGAUUUCGAUAUAAGAGAUUAUAUUUUGUCGUUAGGAGCUUUGCCUUUGAUAUUAAGAAUCCUAAUGAGAGGGACUUCAAUGUUCACAGUUGACUUGACCACAAUUGUAAGGGCUGCUUGGGUUCUUUCCAUCCUAUGUGGCGCUACCAUGCCUCGAGAAUAUGCAAAGCCUUCAUUCCGUCAACAGGAGCUUGUAGAAAUUGCAGAUGUUAUUGUACAGCUUUUCCAAGUCCAAGAAGAAGAAAAUCUUUUGACGAACAGCUUAAUUGCACUCUCAUUUGUUUUGCCGUUUCUUGCUAUUGAUGAAUUUAAUAGAAGAUUUUUAGACCGAUUAGUUGCUUUGUUAUCGAAUCCAAAAAUAAGUGUAAAAAGAGCAGCUUUGCAAACAAUUAGAAACAUUAUAUGGGUUAAUGCAGGACAGUGCCAAUUGUUAGCUGAAGCUGGUCUAUUUGCGAGACUAAGUGACUUAUUAUUUAAUUCUGGAGAUUCGUUGGUAAAGCUUGAUACUUGUAAUGUGAUGAGAUAUCUGAUACAAAAAGGCUAUACAUGGGAAAUCGUCAAUCUUUCAAGACUCAGCUCACAUCUCCAGUAUUUAAUAGCGUCAGACCCUGAAGUCAGAUGGGAAGCUGUGAGGAUCAUUAAGAUGAUGAUAGAAUCAAACUCAAGAAUGGCAGUAGAGUAACCAAUAAUUAGAGAUAUGGCUCGGACAGGAGUUAUCCGCACAAUAUUUCAGCAUCUUAUGUGCUUUAGAGAGAUUUCUCCAAUUAUCUAUAAUAUAUAUGGAGUCAAUUGUGUCACCUACAACUUUGCGUUCCUCCAUGACUGUGUCCAAGUCCUUGAAAAAUUUUUGAUUUUGGGCUGGCCGACAGGUGAUCUAAACAUGUCGAACAUUUUUGCUCAAUAUUUUACACAGGAUGAAGCGACAAAGCUUUUUGAGGUUGUGAAAAUCUUGAUUGAAGAAGUAAAAAAAGGAAGCCACGACCUAUAUCAAGUAAAUCAUGGAGAAGUGAAUGUAAUUUCAAAUUAGCUUGAAGCAAGCUUAUCUGGACUUCUCGAAAAGUUCAUCAAGAUAUAUCAAGCAUACAGAGAUGACCGCAGCAGACUUAUAGUUGACUAUUUGACCAAUGUGCUAACGUUCUUUAAAACUCAUCUUCACCAAGCCAACUAUUUUCUUCUUGUUCAAAACCAAAUAACUGCAGAAACUAUAUUGAAUUGUGUUCAAACCUAUGUAUAGCUUAUUUAGCACAUAAAAUGUAUGGAAGCUGACGGAUAUCCUAACGGUGAUAACCGUCUUCUGCAGAAUCUCAAAAAAGAUGACCUAAACUACUUCACACUAAAACGCAUGGUAAAUUAUAUUUAGAUCAGCAAUGCUUAUGGAUUUGACAAAAACCUUGAAUUUAUUGACUCAAGAGGUGACAAAAUUACUAUCAACAACCAAGAAGUCCUCCAACACGCAGUUUUCUUAUCAGUCCAGCAAAGCUUUGAAGAAUAUCUUAAGUCUUUACAGUCUCUACAAAAGCCAAUACCAUCUCCUCUUAUCUUACCUUAUGCAGAAAUCAAGCUAAUUGUUUCAGGCUACAACUAUCAACUCCCCAAUUUUUCAGGGAUAACCAGUAAGUUUCUAUUUAUGUCCUGGAAGAUACGAUUGGAUCUCACAGCUAGAUCGCACUUCUGUGCAGUAUGGAAAAGAAGCUGUCAUUAGAGAUCUUCAAAAUAAAUUCAAUAUUUCAAUUCAAGACCUCGAAUCUAUUUACAAUGAGUUUUUCAAUUAUUCAAUAAAAAAAGGAGGACAGGAAUGCAAAGUUACUUUUCAGGACUUUUCAGAAAUAAUAAGAAAAAUAUUCCCUAGGGCUAUUGGGAUCACAGCAGAAAUUUUCAAUGCGCUAGACUUGGAAAGGACUGGAUACGUAGACUAUAAAAAUUUCAUAAUAGGACUAAAUGUGCUUAGAAAUGGAACAAUUGAGCAAAGGCUUUGGUUUGCAUUUAGAGCUCAUGAUUUAAAUGGUAACAGUGCUAUUGAAAGAGAUGAACUUUUUAAUUUACUUAAAUCAGCAAGUGCCUCAAAAAGUCUGGCUCUUACAGAUGAUGAAAUUGCUAGUCAAGUUCGAGGAAUUUUUGAUAUAUUUGAUAGAGAUAAAGAUGGGAAAAUGUCUUUUGAAGAAUUUAAAAGCGCAGUUUCAAGCCAAUACAUCACCCUUCAUACACUCUGGAUAGAUCCAAUGCCUUGGAAUCUCGGCUUUGCAGGAUACAGUGACAUGGUUCCAUGCAUUCAAUGCGGCAAAAAAUAUACACCCCGAGGUCCUCUAAUUCCAGGCAGGGCAAAACGAUGUGAUGAGUGCACAAUUUCAAGCCCAACUCGCCAAUUCUUUAGAUAG